This is a messenger RNA of Micropterus dolomieu (smallmouth bass), 1967 nucleotides long. Its product is annotated as scaffold attachment factor B1. The coding region runs from base 41 to 859 and encodes 272 amino acids. NCBI's taxonomy places the organism in Eukaryota, Metazoa, Chordata, Actinopteri, Centrarchiformes, Centrarchidae. The transcript has 7 exons. The record is from RefSeq and is a predicted model, not a curated record.
AGCGCGCGUCAGCCGGUUCCCGGAUGCGCCAAGCAGAAACAUGGAACGGGUAGUGGUGGAAGUGCCGAUCAACAACGGUUUUUCCCUCGCUGGCCCUUCCACAACACCACGGAAGCGUCAGGUGCGUUUUUCAGCACGACAUGACAUCAUCCUUCUGCGGGAGGUCAUCGCCCAGAACCCCUUUGCCUCCAAAGAACCAGGACGGAUCUGGGCUCGUGUGGGGGAGAUCAUUACUGCAGCGCUCCAAGAUGAAAACUUUGAGGUGGAUGCCAGGAGGUGUAGAGAGAGGACCAUGCUGCUGCUAGACUACUACAAGAAACAAGACUUCCCCAGUCUGCGCAGGUUUGGAACAGAGAGGUUGUACGCUGAAAAGGAGGAUCUGCUCCAUGAGGUUUUGGAGCUGGAGGCUGAGAAGGGGCUCCUGGCCAGCGGGGAAAGCACAAAGUACCAGGAUGAUGAACUGAGAAAGCGAGCCAUGGAAGAACUAACUCUACCAGAGCAGGACAAACCCAACAUCACUAUCACACAAACACCCACUGCAGCAGAACCAGAAGAAGACCGUGAGGAAAUGGCAGAUGUUUCAGCAGCACCUAUGGCCAAGCGGCCUUGCCAGUGCUGCUGCCAGACUUACUCUGAGAUCCUCAGCUUCCUGGAGAAACGCUCAGAGGCGGAGCAACGGCUGCGGGAGGAGGAGCUUGCCCUGCGCAGGGAGGAGCUGGAGAUUCAAAGGAGUAAGAUCACUUUGGAGAGGGAACGUCUGGGAGCUGAAAGAAAAGAGAGGGAACGGAGAUUUGAGCUGGAGAGCCAGGAGAGGCAGGUCAUCUUGGACCUACUUAAAGAGAAGGUGCUGAAAGGCUGACGCUGACGCAAAAAAGGUCAAAGGCUGGAAAAUGGGAAAAAAACAUACUCCUCUAAAAUGGGAAAGGAAACUAAGGAAACAGGAAGUGAAAAGAUCAAUGGUUGAUGCAGGUCACUGACAUGGUAAAAUAACCAAACAAAAUCUGACUGAAGAGAUGAACAGUGAACUGAGAUUUAAAAUGGAGGGCAGUAAUGCAGGAUUUGCAGCUGUCUUUGUCUUGUCUGGUGCACAAUGUACCAGAAGAGACAUAAAACUAAUGACAAUGUUUAAAAGGUGCAAUAUUUGCCGAAACCAGCUGCACAAAGCAGAUCCAUUUAGAUUUCAAUAGACGCCCUGCUUUUUAUUUUUCAUCGCACAGGUUGCAUUAGGAUUUAAAAGCACUGCAAUUACUAGAAUGUGAAAAAGGUAUGCUGUGGUUUUAUAGGUGUGGUGAUCCACUGAGCCAAACCUGGCAGACAGGUUCACCAUGUGCAAGGAUGGUCUGUUGCACAAAUGUGGAUAAAUGCAUUUCCUUAUGUAACAAAGACAUGUUUUAAUGUGUCCUGUUCACAGUGUAAGAGACACCGUUCUUUGUGCUCCCAGGAUGAAGGUUGAGGAACAACUAAAAAGCUGUAUUUUUAAGUAUUUAACAUUAAAAGUUCAGGCUUUUUAAAAAUCCUGUAGCAUUAAUACAUUAUGACUUAACACAUGUUUUAUUCACACACUACUUUUUCAAUUUGAAGUCCUUUUGAUUAAAAUAUAAGUAAAACUAUAUUUUACUGACUGUGAAUCCACUGCACAUCGACUGGUAAGCACUUUUGUAGAGCAAACUAUACAAGCCAUUAAGUGUGUGUCCCUAUUCCAUAGAUUAUACAGAAACAAUGGAGCUAUUUUUGAACUGAAAUUACAUUAUGUGUUAAUGUCACAUUUUAGCACUGCUACAUUCCUUUUGCUAUAUAGUUAUUAGUCAAAUGCAUCUCAACAUAGGGUGUUUCUUUUUAUUCUCAUGAUUUAUUAAAUGAUCUGGCUUUUAUUACAUGCUACUGUAAACUUGUGUAUAUUGUUCAUAAAAAAAAAUGUUUUUUCUUUAAAUACCCACAAAAUAACCUACUUUGUAUAAAAUAAAAAG